Messenger RNA from Exophiala xenobiotica, 1317 nucleotides. RefSeq lists its product as uncharacterized. The transcript is spliced from 5 exons. Gene Ontology annotation, molecular function: O-methyltransferase activity. NCBI's taxonomy places the organism in Eukaryota, Fungi, Ascomycota, Eurotiomycetes, Chaetothyriales, Herpotrichiellaceae. The record is from RefSeq and is a predicted model, not a curated record. The coding region runs from base 1 to 1317 and encodes 438 amino acids.
AUGUCGCUGCUAUCAAGUUUGCUGAGCAAUAUUGCUGUCCAGGGCAAAAACUUGGAAGAUUUUCUCGACAAAGACUCACCUUCUCUGUAUGAGACUGCUGCUUGGAAGUACGAUGAAGAGCUUCUACCCCGCGAGGCCUGGGAGGCUUCCCAGAUGUUGCUGGCUGACUGCCAGCAACUCAUUGCCCUGCUCAUGCCCAGAAAGCUGAAGUUGAUGUACGAGAGUAUUUCCAACAAUGCAGCAGUGGCAUUGGAUGUCGCCUGUGAUCUCAAAGUUGCCGAUAAAAUAGCGGGAAACGGUGGAGAGAUAACUUUAGCUCAACUGGCUCGAGAUUGCGGCACCAGCGAGCAUAAACUUGGAUGCACCAUGCGUCUAUUGAGCCAUCGUCACAUCUUCUCGGAGAUUGCUCAAGACGUGUUUCGGAAUAACCGACAUAGCUCAGAGCUGAUAAGUGGAAAUGGUGCUCGGGAGUGCUGUUUGCUAGAGACCGAGGAUGCGUACAAAGCUGGCCCAGCAUGGCUCACCGUGAUGAAAGACCCAAAACGAAUGAACAGUAUUGACGCCAAAGACGGUGCCUUCGCUGAAGUCUUUGGGAAAGGGGUACUGGAAUACAUCUUCACUCCGGAAGGUGCAACUUGUAUGACAAACAUGACGGUCGGGGUCCCUUGGAUGUCAACCAUCACGGUAGCUGCAACGCGGUCCGACCUCCCCUGGGACAGUUACGGUUCAACAAUAUGUGAUGUUGGAGCUGGUCUAGGCAGUGUCAUGCUUGAAGUCAAGAAGACGUAUCCUACCAUGAAUGUCAUCUGUCAAGAGUUGGAACACAUGAUCCCAGUCAUGCAGAAGACUUUCGAAGGUCAUGAGCAGCAGAUGGCCAACGGAGAAAUAAAGCUCGAAGUUCACGAUUACUUCACUCCGCAGGAGACAGUAGCGGAUGCAUACUGGCUACGUGGUGUCAUACGAGAAUAUGAGGAUGAUGUGGCAGCGAAGGUUCUGGCGAACCUCAAGCCUGCUCUGAAAAAGAAUCCGAAAGCAAGAGUUUUUGUGAAUGAGCUCUUCGUUCCAAGACUCAUCACGUCGAAGAACAUGGCCAAUGAGGCCGCCUCUCAGCAGAUCUCAAGACAACAGUCCGGUUGGCCAUUGAUCACGCAGAUGCAGCAACUGGGGGGCCAACAGCUCUUUAGUGGGAAAGAAAGAACGUUCGAAGAGAUCAAGAACAUUGGCGAGAUGGCAGGCUUGAGGUUCGUCAAGUAUCACAGAUUCAGAAUGUUCACAGGUGUUGCCGAGUUUGAGCUGCCGUCAAGUCCGAAGCUGUGA